AUGGUCUCCUACAGGCCGCUGCCUAUGACCACUGUGGUUGAGGCGCAUUUGAUAAUCAACAUUGUUCUGGUUGGCGUCACGGUACUUGUCGUAAUACUACGGAUCCUAUCUCGAAUUCUAGCUCGAUCGCGGCUGGGAAUGGAUGACUACUUGACUAUGCUGGCUGUCCCUCAAGGAAUCGGCAUGUUGGUACUGCAAGCAUUAUUCGCAAGAUCGGGUCUUGGGUACGAAUUCUCGAAGGUCGCUGGGAACUGGCGCUUCAUAACUUUGCUCAUUCUCCCAUUUGAGGUGCUCUUCAGCGCCUGUGUCCUGACGACCAAGCUCAGCGUCCUGUUCUUCUACAAACGAGUGUUUACAAGUAACGCAAUGCGCCUCGCGACCAGGGUAACGUUGGUGAUCGUUGUCCUCUGGGGAGUCGGAAAUCUCUUGCAGACUUUCCUGGUUUGCCACAUGAUAGAUGGGACCUGGCAUGCUAUCAACACGGAUUUCUGCCCGGAUCUUCAGUCAAGCUUCAUCUCCAUUGGGCUUUUCAACUUAAUCACCAAUACUAUCAUCAUGCUGGUACCGCUUUACACAGUCUGGACUCUCAAGAAAGUCAGUGUGUCGACUCGAUUGGGCCUCAGCGCAGUCUUCUUAUUGAAUUUCGGAGUGAUCGUGGUUUCUGUCACGAGAAUUGCUGUGAUGAUCGGCGUCCGCGAUCUGUCCGAUGUCAUAGACAGCAUGGUGACAGUAACGUUUCUGUCGGUGUUCGAAGUCAACCUGAGUAUUUUCUGCAACAGCCUGCCGAUGCUUCUGCCACUAUACACCUAUUGGAAGAAUCGCAGAUUUGGCGGAGAUGGGGAGGACGAGUACGUGUCGAGGCUCAGAGGCGACAGCCAGUCCCGCAGGCACGAGCACCUUGUAGAGGACCUUACCAACGGCAUACCGCUCGAGACUAUCUACGGGAAGGAUAACGUGCACUUCACAACGACAGUUGGGCGGGGUGAGUCGUCGAGACGGACGAAUGAGGAGCAGUCCGAGGACGACGGCUCGGACUCGGAGUCGACGAGGAGGCUUCCGCGGAAUGCGCAGGCCAUAACGAUUGAGACGAAAUGGUCGAUAACGGAGGAAACAGUCAAAUAG
This is a messenger RNA of Diaporthe amygdali, 1122 nucleotides long. RefSeq lists its product as uncharacterized. Bases 1 to 1122 code for a protein of 373 amino acids. The transcript has 5 exons. NCBI's taxonomy places the organism in Eukaryota, Fungi, Ascomycota, Sordariomycetes, Diaporthales, Diaporthaceae. The record is from RefSeq and is a predicted model, not a curated record.